AUGCAACCAGAAAUCACCAUCCUAAGCUCUGAUUCGAGCAGCUCGGGCGACGACGACGAUAUCAUCUUCGUCCGAUCGGUCGAGAAGCCACGCGCCCCGAAAGGCAACGGUCGUCCAACCAAGAAGCGCGCAAACCCCAACAACGUCUCAGCUCAGACGGUUUCCCCAAGCCCGGCGGCCAAGAAGCGGAACGUCGGACCUCAGGAUACAAAGCGCACGAAAAUCAACAACGUAUCGGCUCAGGCUGUCACUCCUACCUCUGCGACCAGAAAGCGAAGCGAGGGUGAUCAAGCUAAACCACGCGUCAACUCCAACAACAUCUUCGCUCAAGCUCUCUCACCAAGCCCUGCGGCCAGAAAACCAGUCAGUAUUGGUCAAGGACCCUCUGACUUCUCGAUGUGGGCGGUCUCCUCGAGCUCUGCGGCCAGAGCGCAGAUCGGCGAUAGAAAUGCCUUGGCUAUUGCUGCUAAGAUCAACACCACGGCGCGUGGUCCAGGACAGAACACUACAUUCAUGCUCGCGACCCGCAACGUUCUGGAAGCAGCACUGGGCAAGGAGGCCUUGGAAAGCCAAGAGAAAUCCCUCUUCGAGGAGCAAAAGCGUACUGAUCAGUACAUCGCGCAGCUGGAAGAAGCAGUCAAGCAGAAGGGAGGAGUAAACGUUUCGCACAAUCUCAUUGCCCAGAAUCAUAUAGCCAUGUUGAAGGCGAGGUAUGAGGCAAAGGAGAAGACCGCCUCGACAGAGAUCAAGAUACUUCGCGAGAGUAACAAGAAGCUUACAGAGGACAAGACAAAGCUCACGCGCAGUGUCAAGCUAGUUCGAGACGGACAUGGCGCUGUGGAGGGCAUGGCUCAAGACGAUGCUAGUGCGGAGAUUCAGAUACUUCGUGAGACCAACGAGAAGCUCUCUGAUGAGAAGAGUCAACUGUUGCGCACCAUCAGUCUCCUCCAAGAUGAGACUCGUAUGUGGAAGAACAAGGCAAAAAAGAAAGAAGCUGCCGGAGAAGAUCUGAACAUACUGCGCGAACGCAACGCAAAGCUCACAGGAGAGAAUGCUGAACUUGUACGCAAUGUCAAGCAACUCAAAGACGAGCACGAAGAAGAUCUGAAGACGCUACGUGAACGCAACGAGAAGCUCACAGGAGAGAACACCGACCUCACAAACAAUGUCGAGCAACUCAAAGACGAGCAUAGUACUCUGCGGGCCAACGUCUCCGCCUUGACACAGGACCUCUGUGAGCAGAAGAAGCUCUUUGCGUCCAAGAAGAUGCGACGAUCCAAUGGAGACGUCAAGGCCGCCAUAGCUGAGACUAAGAAACUCAAGAAUGAGAUCAAGCGCUUCAAGGCAAGGAACAAAGGGUUGGCUGCACAAAACACCGACAUGUCCGGCAAACUCGCGGAGCUGGGCACUGAGCGCCGUACCACUCUCGACUACCAGAAAGCCGCGAAACAGUCAGCAGAAGAAGCUUCAGUCGCACGCGAGCACAUCGAGAAACUGCAACAACAACUCGUCAAGUUGGAUGGAGACUUCCGCGAGCGAGGUGAACAGCUUGCCGAGCUCAGCCGAGACUCCGAGUCGAAGCACGAGAUGAGGAUGCAGAAGAAGGCCGCCAUCAAAGACAAGGGCCUGCUACAGACGCGUAUGGUCGGUAUGUUCACGCACUAUCGGAACCUCUUCAAGAAGAAUAAGGUUCUGCUGGAGAAGCUGAAGUCGACGGCUGAGGCUGGGGCAGAUGGACAGGGAGGAAAGGCUUACCGUAAGGAGCUGAAGCUGUUGAAGGGUCAGCCGCUUGAGAAGCUCAGCGAGUUCAAGAAUCAGGACUAA
This is a messenger RNA of Alternaria conjuncta, 1824 nucleotides long. RefSeq lists its product as uncharacterized. Bases 1 to 1824 code for a protein of 607 amino acids. The transcript is spliced from 2 exons. The record is from RefSeq and is a predicted model, not a curated record. NCBI's taxonomy places the organism in Eukaryota, Fungi, Ascomycota, Dothideomycetes, Pleosporales, Pleosporaceae.